Molecule: messenger RNA, 4355 nt
Organism: Hippocampus comes (tiger tail seahorse)
Lineage: Eukaryota; Metazoa; Chordata; Actinopteri; Syngnathiformes; Syngnathidae
Gene: lamc2
Product: laminin, gamma 2
Exons: 21
Coding region: 99-3311 (1070 amino acids)
Biological process (GO): tissue development; animal organ morphogenesis; axon guidance
Cellular component (GO): basement membrane
Source: RefSeq, a predicted model, not a curated record
GGCGUGUCCGGACAUGCCGUGGACACACGCAUAUGUUUUAAAAGCAGAGUGUGUGUGACUUUGAGUAGGAUUUGAAGGCGCGGUAUGAAGAAGUCAACAUGAGGAUUUCCUUCUGCGCAGUUUUCUUUGCUUUUAGUGUCGCCACGGCGACCGAAACGCUUCGCUGCGAGUGCAACGGCCGCUCGAGCGUGUGCGUGCGCGAUGCCCGGGGUCUUCGUUGCGUGGACUGUUCGGGAAACAGCCAAGGUCGGCAGUGCGAACGUUGCAAAGAUGGAUUCUACCAACAGGGAGCGACUCUCAGCUGCACACCGUGUGGCUGCCACCCCGCAGGUUCUGUGAGCAGCAGGUGUGACAGCAGGGGGCGCUGUGCCUGCAGAGAAGGAGUCACUGGAACAAAGUGUGACCUCUGUCCCAAUGGGCCCAUCGGGCCCCAAGGAUGUUCACCAAGACGACGAUCCAGAGAAGAUUCUGGGAGUGCAUUCUGUUUCUGUUACGGCCACAGCAGCCAAUGUUCUCCUCAGUCGACGUACAGCGUCCACAAUAUCUCGUCCACCUUUGAGCACGGCCCCGACGGCUGGAAGGCGGCAACGUCUCAUGGCUUAACCCCAGCGGACGUCCACUCCCGCUGGUCCCCCAACUACAAGGACAUGGAGGUGAUCUCCAGAAACAGUCUGCCAGUUUACUUGUACGCGCCAGCUUCUUACCUGGGCAACAAGUUGCUGAGUUACGGUCACAACUUGUCCUUCUCACUGCGUCUGGACCGCGGUAUCAGACACCCGUCCAUCAACGACGUCAUUCUGGAAGGUUCCGGUCAUCGGGUAUCAGCCUCUCUGGGCGACCUGCGCUCUAUCGUUCCUUGCGGACAGAAGAUCAACUACACCUUCAGACUGGACGAGCAGCCCGGCAGCAGGUGGCGGCCUCAGCUCACCCCUUUCCAAUUCCAGACUCUCCUCCAGAACCUGAGCACCAUCAAGAUACGAGCCACCUUCGGAGACAGAGGACGUGGUUACCUUGACAAUGUCAAUCUGAUCUCGGCGAGGCGAGGGGAGGGCAGCCCAGCCCACUGGGUGCGGACCUGUGUCUGUCCCUCGGGAUAUGAGGGCGACUUCUGUCAGCAAUGCUCAGCGGGUUUCAAACGGCGAAGAUCGACGGAAGGAGCGUUCAGCCCUUGCGAGCCCUGCAGCUGCAUGGGGGGCGACUGCGACCCACAGACGGGUGACUGCUAUCCAGCAGACGAGACACAGACAUGCUCGAACGGCUUGUACUGGGACUUUUGUUACGGCUCGCCGGGGGGGGGCGCUGGAGGGUGGCAGCUGUGCCGCCCCUGCCAGUGCAAUGGCAACAUUGACGUCAGCGUGGCGGGAAGUUGCGAUCGAACCAGCGGCGAAUGCCUCAAGUGUGUCAACAACACAAUGGGCCGCUUCUGUGAAAUAUGCUUGCCAAACUUUUAUCGCCGCAACCUGAACGACGCCUGCAGACCGUGUGACUGCGAUCUUCGGGGCUCCGAUUCGGCACAGUGCGAUGACAACGGUCAAUGUCGCUGUAGACCAGGCUUUGAGGGUCCGACGUGUCAGACAUCGCGCGAGUGUCCCGCCUGUUUUAAUGGAGCCAAAGCCAAGAUGGAGGAAUUAGCUUUCAAACUUCAGCAGUUGCAAAUACAGAACUCUCAGAUUGGUGGCGGGCUCAAUACCGGCAACAACGGCAACGUGGAGGCUGUGCUGAAUGCGGCCAAGGAGCUGACGGACAAACUGGAGCUUGACGUAGAGCAGCUGGCCGACCAGGAAAAGGGGCUGCAGGACAGUCUGAAGUCCAUCAACCGUACUCGUCUGGCCGAGGAACAGGAUGUCCAGAACAUGGCCGAUGCCACCGGUGACAUCAAACGACGGCAACAAACUUACAUGACCAAAGCGGAUCUGCUUCAGGCUUUAAUGGAGGCCAUGAAACGUAAACUGGACGAGGCCAAGACAGGUCUCCGAACAGCUGAAUUUCCAGCGGGAGAUGCGCCUCUGGGUCCAAACCUUUUCUCCUCAUUGGCGCAGGCUGCAACAGGCUUGGCUGAUAAACAUCAGACAAAGGCGGUGGCAGUGGAGAGGAGCGCCAACGAGGCUCUGGGCGACUCCGAGAAAAGUCUGGAGCUGAUGCGGAACCUUGUCACCAAAGGGAAAAGUGUCAACGAUUUGAUUGGAGGAGUAAAAACUUUGUACGACGGGAUGGGGGCGCGGGUCAAAGGUUUGGAAAACCAGGCGAUCCGCGUGGGUGACGAGGCCAAGGUGGAGAGUAACAAGGCCUACGGCAUGCUGGAAAACAUUAACAGGAUGGCCAGAGACAUCCCACCCGCCCUGACGGGGGAGACGGACGCCAUGGCGGCCAAGCUGAACCUCCUGAAGAAGGCCGUCGAUGGGAACGUGGCGGGCUUCACUGCAUUGCGAGACGACAUAGGGCGGGACACGGUCGCCGUCCGUGAUCUGCUGGACCAAGGCAGGAAUGCUAUGCAGGACAUGGGUGUGCUGACAGGCAAAGUGGAUGCUGCGUAUGCCGACACCAAAGGGGCGGUGCAGCGCAUCAACAGCAACACCAACAAGCUGGACACCGCCCUCAGUACUCUGAGAGGCUUUGACCAGCAGAUUGCGAACGGCCAAGCACAGGCUGACGCCGCCAUUAAGCGACUUCCUGCCAUCAAUGCGACCAUUCAGCGGGCUGCCAAGAACAACGUAGAGACACGGGGCCUGCUGGACGCCGUGUCCGCUGACUCCGAUGGGGCCAUGGCGUCCAUCAAUCGACUGGAGAGCCUGAUCCCCAGUCUGGAGGGAGCCAUCAGGUCCACACCGCCUCUUGGAAACGAUGUCAGCAAAUUUCACGAUGCUACCAAACAACUGCGGGUGCUGGCCGGCGACGUCGGCGCAGAGGUCGCCGGCGAGCUUGACAAUGCCAGAAACCUGGAAGCGGAUGCCGUGCAGGCUGGUGAUGCUGCCGCCGGCGCCAUGAGGCAUGCCAAAGAGGCCAGAGAUGCUGUAGGACGAAUGCUCCGAGACAUCGCCGCCGGUCUGGUUAACAUCAACCAACCGGGCACAUUUGACCCGAGCCGCCUUCAGGAGCUGGAAAAAUCGCUGGCGGCGACCCGGCAAAACGUGGAGACGAAUCUGGAGCCUCAGCUGAGAGACGCAAUUGCCCGCGAGGCGGCGCAGCGCCGCCGACUGGCCCUCUUAAACAGGGACAUCGACACCAUCUUGUGGGACAUCGCCAACCUGGAGGACAUCUUGGCGACCGUGCCCGAAGGAUGCUUCAACAGCCCCCCCAUCGAGAAGCCCUGAAAUGUAUCCACGUGACAUUCCUUGGGGGAAUCUCCUUCCCUUUUCACAGCCUACACAGGCCUGUCCUUGCCGUCGGGCGCGUGCUCUAAAUUAUGGCACACAUUGCUGCUGUUAUGAUCUGAUUUGCUGCCAGCCAUUUUAGAGCAUUUAGACUAAUCUGUCAAGGCCCACAUAAUUUAGUCUUCUACAAUUUUAUUUAGAAACCUAACAAAAAAAAAAGACACUAUUUAAAAGCUAUUCAGCAGUAGAACAUGGGUUGUUUUGUUUUCACACAAAACACAGCUUUCCAACCAAAACGCAGAGAAAAACAGCUUUUGUGAAAAUAAACAACAGUGACCUAGAUGCUCAUAUAUUUUGGGCCGUGACCGACGCUGACUCCGAGCAUCACUGGCUUUUUUUACAUAGUCCAAGCCAUUCACUCUGUGUUUUGUCUACUUUUCUCAUCAUCGCGACACAUACAUAUCCAUACUCCUUUGGCGUGUGAGGUGGCUCAGUUUGUCCGAGAUGUGGCCAUUUCGCUCCCUCAUUGACGUGAGAAGUUGAGAUUCAUCUCCUAAUCUUUAUCUUCAACUCAAAGGCUGUGCUGAUCUUAAUUCCACUUCACGGCCAUAUCUAUGGACGUGUGGGUCAUUACAGUGGUUUACCAGCCAAAAUUUUACAGACAAGCUGGGUGGGAGCCUCUUCCGUGCUAACCCGUUGAAAACUGGAAAAUACAUUCAUCGGCUUCCAGUUGACAAAUGGAAACGUGAGUUAAUGAUGUCAUGAGUUCAAGAGUUAAAAAUAGCGUCCGAAUUUCAAUGAAAUGUUUGGGAACUGAACAAACGGCUCAUGUUUUGAAUUUCCUGAGGAGGUGGGUGCUUUUGGAGAUGAGAGCCUUCCGCCCGACAGCCAAGACACGCACGCCCACAGUCUCUUGCCUUGUGUUUCCUAUUUUUCUAUUUAUACAAUAACGUGUCCAUACCUCUUCUGCUGAAAUGUGAGCCGAUCGAUUGUCACGUGAUCAAUACGAUUGGUUUGACAUUGAAUAAAAGGCUGCAGACCAAG